This is a messenger RNA of Triticum urartu, 3573 nucleotides long. It is a transcript of the gene MOS14, whose product is annotated as ARM repeat superfamily protein. The record is from RefSeq and is a predicted model, not a curated record. Gene Ontology annotation, biological process: protein import into nucleus. Lineage: Eukaryota; Viridiplantae; Streptophyta; Magnoliopsida; Poales; Poaceae. Gene Ontology annotation, cellular component: cytoplasm. Gene Ontology annotation, molecular function: small GTPase binding.
AAACAAAAACGGAAAAGAAAAGAAAAUCUCAAACAAUUGUCUCUCGUCUCGCGUCUCCCCCUCCCUCCCCCGUCCAUCGAAUCGAAUCCCGCACACUCGCGCAGGCCCCUCUCUCCUUCUCCGUUUCAAAUUUCUUCUCCUCCUCCAAAAACCCUACCCGCCCCGAAUCGCCGGCUGCAGAUCCAGUACGCCGCGGAAAUCGUCCACCGUCGAGGGUUACUCACGGCAGCGCGCCAGCGGCGGCACAGUCGAGGAGGCGGUAGGGUUCGGCGCCGGCAUGGAGGCGCAGGCCACGGCGACGGUGAAGGAGGCGCUCGCGGCGCUGUACCACCACCCCGACGACACCAUCCGCGCCGCUGCCGACCGCUGGCUGCAGAAGUUUCAGCACACGCUCGACGCGUGGCAGGUAGCUGACAGCUUACUUCAUGACGAAAGCAGCAAUUUAGAGACUCUCAUGUUUUGUUCUCAGACUCUCAGAAGCAAGGUGCAAAGGGAUUUUGAGGAGUUACCGUCAGAAGCUUUUCGACCAUUGCAAGACUCUCUAUAUGGAUUGCUAAAGAAAUUUAACAAAGGACCACCAAAAGUUAGAACACAGAUUUGUAUUGCAAUUGCUGCUCUGGCUGUGCAUGUACCUGUGGAGGACUGGGGAGGUGGUGGCAUCGUGAACUGGCUAGGCGAUGAAAUGAAAUCUCAACAAGAGUUCAUUCCAAGUUUCCUUGAACUGCUUAUUAUCUUGCCACAGGAAACUUCUAGUUAUAAAAUAGCUGCUCGUCCUGAAAGGCGCAAUCAGUUUGAGAACGACCUUUGUUCAUCAGCUAAUGUUGCUCUUAGUCUAUUGACUGCUUGCUUGGGUUUUGACGAGCUAAAAGAACAGGUUUUGGAGGGUUUUGCUUCUUGGCUUCGUUUCUGUCAUGGAAUUACCGCAGCUACCCUUGCUUCACAUCCUUUGGUCCAUACGGCACUCUCUUCGUUGAACACAGAUCAAUUUCUGGAGGCAGCUGUAAAUGUUACCUCUGAGUUGAUACAUUUUACUGUAUCUCGAGAUUCUUGUGGCAUCACUGAACAGUUUCCGCUGAUCCAAAUUCUCAUCCCUCAUGUUAUGGGCCUCAAAGAGCAGCUGAAAGACUCAUCUAAGGAUGAAGAAGAUGUAAAAGCUAUUGCUCGUUUAUUUGCAGACAUGGGUGAUUCCUACGUUGACUUGAUUGCAACAGGUUCAGGCGAUGCCAUGCAAAUAGUGAAUGCACUACUGGAAGUUACUUCCCAUUCAGAAUUUGACAUAUCCUCCAUGACGUUUAAUUUCUGGCACCAUCUUAAGCGUAAUCUAACUGGGAGGGAUUCGUAUACAUCGUGUGGAUCUGAGGUGUCGAUUGAAGCUGAAAGAAAUAGAAGAAUGCAACUAUUCCGUCCUCCGUUUGAAGUUCUUGUGUCUCUGGUUAGUUCCCGAGUUGAAUACCCUGAGGACUUUCACACUUUCUCGGAGGAAGAUCGGAGAGAUUUCAGAUAUGCUAGAUAUGCGGUUAGUGACGUGCUACUUGAUGCAACUGAUGUCCUUGGAGGUGACUCGACGCUAAAAAUACUUUUCAUGAAGUUAAUUCAGGCAUGUGGAAGCGGUGCCGAACAGAACCAGAAUUGGCAACCAUUAGAGGCUGCCCUUUUCUGUAUACAAGCCAUUGCUAAAUCGCUUUCGAUUGAAGAGAAGGAAAUAUUACCGCAGGUUAUGCCACUGCUUCCAAGGUUUCCUCACCAAGAACAGUUGCUACAAACAGUUUGUUCAACCAUUGGAGCAUUUUCAAAAUGGAUUGAUGCUGCCCCAGCUGAACUGCCCAUCCUACCACCUUUGGUUGAUAUUCUCAACAAGGGCAUGAGUACAUCAGAGGAUACGGCUGCAGCUGCUUCUGUGGCAUUUAAGUAUAUAUGUGAAGACUGUAGGGGAAAGUUCUCGGGUUCAUUGGAUGGCCUUUUCCAGAUCUAUCAUGUUGCAAUAAGUGGAGUUGGUGGUUACAAAGUUUCUUCAGAGGACUCGUUGCAUUUGGUUGAAGCCUUAAGUGUGGUUAUCACGACGCUUCCGCAAGACCAUGCUAGAAGAGCCCUGGAGUUAAUCUGCAUGCCAAUAAUUAAUAGCUUGCAGGAAAUAAUCCAGCAAGGUGAAAGUGCUCUUCAACAAGUUCCUGCUCGGCAUUUAACCGUUCACAUAGACCGGUUGUCGACCAUUUUCAGCAAUGUGAAACUUCCAGAAGUAGUUGCUGAAGCUGUCAAUAGAUACUGGUCCACACUGAAGAUUAUCUUUGAUCAUCGGGCAUGGGAUACACGGACCAUGGAGUCUCUAUGCCGAUCUUGCAAAUUUGCUGUAAGGACAUGUGGGAGGUCCAUGGGAAUCACCAUUGGUGCAAUGCUUCUAGAAAUCCAAACACUAUAUCAGCAACACAAUCAAUCUUGCUUCCUUUACUUAUCCAGUGAAGUUAUUAAGAUAUUUGGGUCUGAUCCAUCUUGUGCGAGCUAUCUUACAUGUCUGAUACAGACACUCUUUAAUCAUACAAUACAACUGCUCAGAACUAUUCAAGAUUUUACAGCUAGACCCGACAUAGCUGAUGAUUGCUUUCUGCUUGCGUCAAGAUGUAUUCGUUACUGUCCUGAUCUAUUUGUACCUACAGAGAUUUUUCCAAGAUUGGUUGAUUGUGCAAUGGCUGGUGUAACUAUACAACAUAGGGAGGCCUGCAAAUCCAUACUGUGUUUCCUAUCUGACACCUUUGAUCUUGCGAAAUCACCCGAGGGGGAAAAGUACCGGGAUCUAAUAAACACAAUUGUACUCCAGCGAGGUGCAACACUUGCAAGAAUAAUGAUUGCUUCCUUAACAGGGGCGCUACCGUCUGGUCGCUUGGAGGAGGUCUCAUAUGUUCUGCUGUCCCUUAGCAGAGCUUUUGGUGGGAAUAUGUUGAAUUGGACAAGGGAUUGCAUUGCCCUUAUACCCCCACAAGCCCUAACAGAUUCAGAACGCUCAAGAUUCUUGACAAUUAUAUCCGAUGCAUCAUCGGGAUCUAGUCUUGGUUCCUUGACGGAUAGAUUCGCUGAAAUAUCAGAGGUUUGCAGACGAAACAAAGCGGUGCAGGAUAUAGUUCAAGCUGCUUUGCAGCCUCAUGACUUGGCCUUCACGGUUGCUCCGCGGCAUUCAUGAUGACUGGAUGUUUUCUUUACAAGACCAGUUGAAAGCCCGUGAUGGUGUCGGUGUGCGCCAUCUGAAUAUUUUCCCCUUUCAUACGGUUUGAGUUGCGGCAUCGAUCAUACUGUUCAGAUUUCUUUAGAGGAUAGAUAGGUCAGCCAGUAGUCAUUGUCAUUCAUUUUGUGUUUGUCUCUGUACAUGCGUCGUGCAUUUAUGUAUGUGGGAGGAAAAUUGUGUUGUAUUAUUAUCUGGAAGAGAUCAGUGGUAUACGUACUCAACUAGGAGAUCACACCGAUUGUGAUCUGCCCUGGUCCUGAAUUUUGUAAUGGCUGGCCAGCUUAACUUUGUGAAUUGAGGUGGCCACCAAUUCUUUUUAUGUAAACAUCUGCCAAAUAUUAAGUAUGUCCUUGAUGUCA